CUUCGGCCACGCAUGUGCGCGGUGCAUAAUGGGAGUAUCCGUGCGAUGCUGAAUCAGUGCAGGAGCAGAGGAGGCUGAAAAUGGUGCAGCAUCAACAAGGGAAAAAAGCGCAGCGGUCGUGCAGACGGAAUGACGCGCCUUCUCAUGAACACUCACUUUGAGAUUUUACUCCGACGACAGAAGAACAGGUAAAUGGCAGGGUUUGGUAAAGUGCUGGCCAGCAGAUGCAGUGCAUAGGGCCCAGUGUCCAAGGCGACGAAAACAUGAACGGGGCGGGGGAGCAGGUCGACAUCCUGCCCUCUAACUGCUUGGUGAAAGAGCGCUGGAAAGUGCUGAAGAAGAUAGGGGGUGGAGGGUUUGGGGAGAUAUAUGAGGCCAAUGACCUGUUGACACGGGAGAAUGUAGCUCUAAAGGUGGAAUCGGCCCAACAGCCCAAACAGGUGCUUAAGAUGGAAGUUGCUGUACUAAAGAAACUGCAAGGAAAAAAUCAUGUUUGCAAAUUCAUUGGAUGUGGGAGAAAUGACAAGUUCAAUUACGUUGUCAUGCAACUGCAGGGAAGAAAUCUGGCUGAUCUGAGGCGGAGUCAACCUAGAGGAACGUUCAGUUUGAGUACUACUCUGCGGUUGGGGAAACAGAUCCUGGAGUCCAUUGAAGCCAUUCACUCUGUGGGCUUCCUGCACAGAGACAUUAAACCUUCUAACUUUGCCAUGGGCCGGUUGCCGUCCACCUGUAGGAAAUGUUACAUGCUGGACUUUGGGUUAGCGCGUCAAUACACAAAUACAAAUGGGGAGGUGCGGCCGCCGAGGACAGUAGCAGGAUUCCGAGGAACAGUUCGCUACGCUUCUAUUAAUGCGCAUAAAAAUAAGGAAAUGGGUCGUCAUGAUGAUUUGUGGUCAUUGUUUUAUAUGCUGGUAGAGUUUACGGUUGGACAGUUACCCUGGCGAAAGAUAAAAGAUAAGGAGCAGGUGGGGCAGAUUAAAGAACGUUAUGAGCACAGGAUGCUGUUGAAACACAUGCCUGCUGAGUUUCAUGUCUUCUAUGACCAUGUGCUGGAUUUAGAAUACUACACCAAACCUGAUUAUCAGUUGCUAAUGUCAGUAUUUGAGAACAGCAUGAAAGAGAGGGUCAUAACUGAGAAUGAGCCAUAUGAUUGGGAAAAAGCUGGAACAGAUACAGCCCUCCCAAGCAGCACACAUACACCACCGCAACAAAACACACGGCAAACUGCUGCCAUUGUGGGGGUGGUGAAUGUAACACUAGUACCUGGGGAAUUACCAAGGGAAAACACUGACGAUGUUCUGCAAGAUGAACACUUAAGUGACCAGGAGAAUGCCCCACCUGGUCUGAUACCUAGCAGGCCUGGUGAACCCGGACCAGCCCCACCUGCUGGUGAAGGUUGGGAUGAAACUGACUUCAACCGUAACAAACUCCAGAUCAGCACCAGCAAGACGCAGGUAGUGGCAGAGGAAGGAGAGGAGCCUGCUGGAGGGGUUCAGUCCGUCUCCCCAGUGAGAGGUGGAGAAGCAAAUGCUCAGGCCCGCCCUCUGAGGUACCGAAGAGUUAACAGCCCAGAAUCAGACCGUCUCUCUGCUGCAGAGGAUAGAGGAGAUGGAGCAGAUAAACGCUCUCGUAUGGACAUGCUGGGUUCUCCAUCUAGGCACGUCUACUCUUCCCAGCCUGCUCAGAUGCUCUCUUUAGAGGCUGGACAAGGAGACCGACAGGCUGGUGGUCACCAUGAUGUCUCUGCAGAUGGGGACCAGGAGGCCCACAGCAACGCCUUCAUCCGCUCAGUCCCGCUGGCAGAGGAGGAGGACUUUGACAGCAGAGAAUGGGUGAUGAUUGAUAAAGAAACGGAGCUGAAAGACUUCCAUCCUGGGGCAGAGCCCACCACCUCAGGCACUACGGAUGAGGAACCGGAGGAACUUCGCCCCCUGGAGGACCAUGAAGAGAGGAGAAGGAGGAGAGGUGGGCAUGGGGUGGGCGGAGCUGAGGCUGUGGUACGACCCAAAACGCAACGUGGGAUGAUGACUGUAGCACAGGAGGAGGGGCCAGUACCAAGCCCCACCCAUCAUACCUGCCCACGGAGGAGGGAGUCAGUGCCGUUUGGACCUGAUGGACCGGAGGCCGCAGUGGCUGAAUGUAUGCCAUCCUGCUCACAAACACGCCUGAAGCGAGUGGAUUUUAUGUCUGGUGUGUUGAUGUUUAACGAUCUUGGAGAGGAAGGCACCAAGACGGGAGGGUCAGGCAGUGAUGGAAGCCCUCGUAGUAGUGAGGGAAGCCCGGAGGGUGCUGCAUCCACCCUGCUUGCCCCUGCGCACCGCGAUCACGACCAGGAAGAGGGCUCACGCACCCUAGUUCUCGUCUCCACUGGAAAUGGGCAGGUUUUUUCACCUGGAGAUGGACAGGGUACCCUUGCCGCAUUAACUCCUCAGGGAGAGCGACCCAUGCCGGAUGAAUCAAAUCCUGGUACUAUCUUCUCCAUCAUUAAAUCAGAACCCAGGCCUAUCAUCAUGACAACUGCAGCUAUGAUCACUAGUGGUUCUUCCUCGCCACCGUUCACCAAGGUAGAACAAACUUUCAUCCACAUUGCUGAGACGACACAUCUCAAUGUCAUGACAGCCAAACACCGUCCAUCUGGACUGGAUGAGGUGGCAUCUACAGAGCGUGAAGUAUCAGGUGGAGGGAAAGAGAAGGAGGAACGAAACGUUGUCAGUGAAGGAGAGGAGAAAGAGAGCAAUAGUGAGCAGAUUACAGUAGAAAGGGAAGAUGAGAGCAGGAAAGAAUGUGAAGCUGAGGAGGAAAGGGAAGUAAAUGAUAAGAAAAAUGAAGAAAGCGAUAGAGAGAGUGACAGAGAGGCUGAAGAAUCGGAGAAAGAAAAAUCAAGUAAAAGUGGUAAAGAGGAAGCAGAUUCUCUGUUUGUAGCCCUGUCACAUAACCAGCUCAACACUACAGCUAUUGGCCCUGAGGAAGCACACUCCACGGAAACCAAAAUAGAAGUCAAACCAGACAGCAUCAAACCAGAAGUAUACCAGCAAAGGGAACUGGAACAGGAAGAGUGUCCUCCUCUGACCCCUGAAGAAAAUAGAGAUUCUGAAGUAAAUGAUGAGAAAGUUGUAUCUCCAAAGGAGGCAGACUCACCCAAUAAAAAGGCGGAGUCUGUUGAAAACACACCACCACACCUACAGAGGCGUAGCCGUAUUCCCAUGCUUGUGUCUGAGGAGGAAACCGGCUCGGACAAAUCAUCUCAGGCAAGUCAAGAGCAGUUGCAACGCACUCGUAAAAGCCGACACCAACAACUGGCCCGUCUCGUUCUGGAGCACAAACAGACACAUCUUAUUCGUUCUCGCUCAGCCUCUUCCCACUCCCCGUCCCUCUCGACGACAGCAUCUGAGGAUGAUACACACCAAUCAGACGACUCUGCUAAAGGAGAGAGAGGAGCAGUAGGGCGUAUUAGGAGCAGGAUCCCUCGACCAGUCACGCCCAUCAGAGGGUUUUCUGACCAAUCAUGGAGCACGACCCUCCCGCAAACCCAGAGAUCUGUCUCUUUUAUUCAAUAUAGAACUAACAGUUCUGUCAAAACCAGGAUACAAAAAUCUGCAAGUUUGCACACAAAUAUCCAUCAGCAACCACCCAAACCUCAGCUCCGCCCCUCUAAAAAACUUCCACACCACCCUCAUUCCUUAGGUCCCUCCCACUCACAAGGAAGUUGGACAGCCACACCUACCGUAUCUCGUACCUCAGCUUCUACUGCCCCUCGGAGUUACACCACCUCUCGCACUGAUAGCCCCUCCCCCCAGCGCAUCCGCCGACAAUAUGCAGCCAGUGAAUUGCAACGACAACCACAGCAGCCAAGACCUCCUGGCCAAUCACAGUCCAAAUCCAAACCUCAGGACCCCAUCCCCAAAAGGAAAAAGCUCCACUCAGCAACUGCACCCCAAAAAGGGAAGAAAGAUCCACUUGAAUCAAAGACUAAAAUAAGAUAAUUACAGUCUGUGGAACAAGGACAUAAUUCCUCCAAAUGAUUGUUCCAUCGUUCCUCUAGACCUACCAUUAUCAUAGGCAUCAUCAUUUGUGACCUGCCAGGUCAUAAAAAUUACUCUUAACAUCAUCAGUGUUGAACUGAGAACUCUGGUGAACCACAAAAAACUCAACCAAACAAUGUUGGUGGAAAUGUUCUGUUUUCAGCCAAGUGACUGCAGCAGCUUCUUCAAUACCUCUGAUGAGGAGAACCUCUGACAUUUACACACAUAUGUGCACAGUGAGUGUAGAAAAUUGUGUGUGUGGGGAAGUUUUCAUUAAUGAAGUGUGUUGGACUGAUAAACACACCUCAUAUGCCUUAAACCUGCAAAGGAAACAAUUGCUGCUGUCACAAAAAAGCUUCCACAGGCUAUACCCUCCUCUACACAGUGCAAAAUCUACUGUCAUGUCAAAUAUAUAACUACCAAUAACAUCACAUAUGUUAAACUUCCGGUUCUAUUGCAGCUUAAAAGCACUUUCCGUUCAUGUUCAGAUCUGGUUUAAGUAAAUGACUGCAGAUAAUAGAUAAUAGAUACUAUUAAUUUAAUUUAAAAUAAUUUCCAAAAAUGUUUUGACAUAUAUCACAAUGUCAUAAUCUGGAAAAAUGUAGCUUUACGGACACUUUCAGAAAUGUAAGACAAUUUAAAGUCCCAUAUGUACUUGUUAUUCAACUAGUCAUUGUUUGGGACUGCCUUUUAUAUAAGCUUCUGCAUUCAAUUACUGUGUCCUCAAGUUUUUAUUUAUCUAAAAAAAGAAUAAUAAUAGUCAAAUGCACCUAUAACGUGGUGUUUCUGUGCAGAAUAUACAGUCAAAAUGUGAUGUUAACACAAGACUGAAAUAGGCCUAAAUACAUUUAACCUCUGCACAGAACAAAGAUGACUACCUCUGCUGCUACAAUUUGAUGUCAAUCAUUUAAUCAUAUUGGCCCCUCCCACUGUCUAUGAUUCUUCUCUCUGAUUGGGUCAAUACAUUUCUGACGCUUGCAAAUUGUAUUUGUUAACAAAUCCUGGACCAGCACUGCUCAAAUGGCAUGUGUUUGGAUUGGUUGUCUAUUUCUGUUGGUCUUUUGCAGAACUGUAGAUAAUAUAAGCAGUGCUUUUGAAAACAAAUUCAUGUUUUUGUUUGAAAACCACAAAGGUUACAAAAAAGAUUAAAGGACGAAAAUAGGACUACUUAAUUGCAUUUUCUCAGUCUAAGAUGAAAAUGCACCGUUCGGAUCUGUAUGCAACUUUUACAGUUCAAAGAACGCUUGUGAUAACUGAAUGAAGGUCAAAGAGAACAUUAAAGCUUCUCAGAAAUGAGACAUUUUGCACAGACACCCAAAGGAGCAGCAACAAUUUGAAAAUAAUUCAGCAGGAAUCAAUAACGUGUGUGAAGGCAGCAUGUCUGGGAUUUGCAGUGUUCAGCAAUGCUCUAUAGGAUGUUGUUUCUAGAAAGUACUGCUACUCCUAUUAAAAUAAGUGUCCAAAGCAUGUAUUCAAAGGGAUGUAGGCCAGCCAUCUGAUGUGACGUUUAAAUGACUACGGUGCUAUCACAGACUCUUUCGACAUGCCUGCUCUAGUCAUUGGUGUGUUUUUUUCGUUCUGUGCUUGGAUUAGAACCUGAACAUCCCUGAAGAUUGUCAAAAAUGUAGGACGUUUCAUAGACACAUGCUGAUAAACUAUUUAAUUUGUGCACACUAGCCAGUGUUAUUUGUGAGUUCUACAUACUUGUGUGCACAUUAACUAAACGGGAGUGCUUUGUUUUGGACCAUUCCUACUACGGAAACAUUGCAUGCUGUUGUUUGGAUAAAAAUAACAGGAAAAAAGGCUAUUUCUGCUCUUAAUAACAACAAUAUAAGGUAAAGACUGAGACAGCUUUUUGGUCAUAUCUUUUCAGUGCAUUUCUUUGGGCCCAUUGAGACAGAGAGAAUUUGCAUGAAUGUGUUUCAUGAUCAUAAUUGACUAAUAAAGAGCAACCUUUCCGAGUUAUACAAUAAAAAGUUAUUACAAAUAUGAAUGAUACCGUUCAAUAAACAGA
Messenger RNA from Xyrauchen texanus (razorback sucker), 6036 nucleotides. RefSeq names its product tau-tubulin kinase 1-like. Gene Ontology annotation, biological process: signal transduction; peptidyl-tyrosine phosphorylation; peptidyl-serine phosphorylation. Lineage: Eukaryota; Metazoa; Chordata; Actinopteri; Cypriniformes; Catostomidae. The transcript has 15 exons. Gene Ontology annotation, cellular component: nucleus; cytoplasm. Bases 225 to 3983 code for a protein of 1252 amino acids. The record is from RefSeq and is a predicted model, not a curated record. Gene Ontology annotation, molecular function: protein serine/threonine kinase activity; ATP binding.